Messenger RNA from Sinocyclocheilus anshuiensis, 1005 nucleotides. RefSeq names its product twisted gastrulation protein homolog 1-A-like. Lineage: Eukaryota; Metazoa; Chordata; Actinopteri; Cypriniformes; Cyprinidae. The transcript is spliced from 6 exons. The record is from RefSeq and is a predicted model, not a curated record. The coding region runs from base 144 to 761 and encodes 205 amino acids. Gene Ontology annotation, biological process: regulation of BMP signaling pathway.
UUCGUCCAUUUCCAUGAAUCAAAGCCGCUCAUAUUCAGAGUAAAAAGAGCCAAGACAAGAGAUCCGCAUGAGAGAAAGUCAAAAACCAAAGGAAAGUGUUGAGAACGCUUCAAAGUGAUACAGUGUGUGGAGUUUGGGUCAGGAUGCGGCCGGCUCUGUUCCUCUGUCCCGUCCUGAUCUCUCUGUUAUUCCUUCUGUCUGGACUGACCCUCAUCAGCGGCUGUAACAAAGCUCUGUGUGCCAGCGACGUCAGCAAAUGUCUUCUACAGCUGAAAGAUCUCGAUGUUUCCUUCAAGACUCACGGCUCUCUAGCACAUGUGUUUGGAGAGCAUGUUUAUGGAAACUGUUCGUGUUGUAAGGAGUGCAUGCUGUGUUUGAGCUCUCUGUGGGAGGAGUGCUGCGACUGUGUCGGAAUGUGUAACCCCAGGAAUUACAACGACAGUCCUGCCACCUCCAAGAGCACUGUCGAGGAGCUGUACCGCCCAAUCCCGUCGCUCUCUCUCAUCAUCUCCUCCUCUCCUUCUCUCCUCUCCCCUCGUCCUCUCCUACACGUGCUCUUCCUCUGCUCUCAUUCCUCAGAUGGCUUGUGUACGGUGGUCUACUUUGAUGACUGCGUGUCCAUCCGUCAGUGUAAGCAGUACUGCGAGUCGAUGGGUGGAUCAAAGUACCGCUGGUUUCAUAACGCCUGCUGUGAGUGCAUCGGCCCUGAAUGUCUGGACUACGGCAGCAAAGCCGUCAAAUGCAUGAACUGCCUCAUCUGAGAGCCCAACACUGACUUCAUACACUUCAUCUGCUGUUUUAUUGUAUAAAACACGUCUGAUCUGAUCUACAGAUCUUGUUUCUUAUUCUUGUCUUUUGAAAAAUAAGGUCAAGGGUGUUUUUUGUAAGUUAUCGAUAUUGUUUGUGAAUUAUUACAGCAGCAUGUAGAGGACAUUUCUCAUUCAAAUCAUAUUCCAUCUGUAUAUAGUUCUCAUUUCGUAUUAAUAUGUCUGGUUUCAUUAAUAA